Strongylus vulgaris is the source of this 405-nucleotide messenger RNA. Lineage: Eukaryota; Metazoa; Nematoda; Chromadorea; Rhabditida; Strongylidae. The record is from the annotation of a GenBank genome assembly.
AUGCAGCUCUUGUACAUCAUAUCCUGCUUCAACAUCGCAGUUGCACUCCCAUUCCUCGGUAAAAGAACUAAUUACGAUGAGAUGACAGCCAGGAGAAUGUUGAAUAUGGCAGCGGGAGCGUAUGGAGACCAGCAGGAAGAGUGCCUCAAUAGAACUUUCCCGCUGCACGAUUCUCAUGUUAUCGUGGCGACAACCAAGGAGGACUGCGACGAGUUGGACAAUACAUGCGAGAGCUACAUAGCCGUAUCAGAAACCGCCAAGCAGCUGAUUAUCGUUUUCAGAGGAACUAAAUCGAAGGGCCAAUUGCUCUUAGAAGGACUGCAGUCUAUAAAUCCAGGAGCGGAUUUCUUUGAUAUGGGGAACGUGAGUAUCAUUGUUCUUGUUGGAUCUGUGUGCUUACGCUGA